Penicillium macrosclerotiorum is the source of this 1230-nucleotide messenger RNA. Its product is annotated as FAD/NAD(P)-binding domain-containing protein. The transcript has 3 exons. Bases 1 to 1230 code for a protein of 409 amino acids. NCBI's taxonomy places the organism in Eukaryota, Fungi, Ascomycota, Eurotiomycetes, Eurotiales, Aspergillaceae. The record is from RefSeq and is a predicted model, not a curated record.
AUGACAAUCGAAACUCCUCAUGCUUAUUCACGACGUCCGGAUGUCGAUGUUAUUAUCAUUGGCGCUGGAUUUGGUGGCAUUAGCGCUCUAUAUCACCUUCGCAAACUUGGCCUGAAAUGUGCGAUAAUUGAAAAGGGGAAAGAUAUUGGUGGCGUCUGGUAUUGGAAUCAGUAUCCAGGUGCCAGAACCGAUUCUGGUAUACCAUCCUACGAGCUUGACAUUCCUGAGUGUUGGCAGACUUGGACCUGGAGUGAUCCAUUUCCAGGCCACCAAGAGAUCCGAGACUUUUUGGAUCAUUGCGAUCGACAAAUUGGAAUUCGUGAGCAUGUUAUAUUUGAGAAGAAGGUUAUUGGAGCGCAGUUCAUUAGGGACUUAAGUACAUGGGCCGUCAAUCUCGAUAACGGAUCAACCCUCAACAGCAAAUACUUGAUCUGCGCUACUGGCGUGACUUCCCAGAAACCUGACACUUUUGACGAGGACCUUAAAUCGUUCCACGGCAAAGUUUAUUUUCCGUCCAAUUGGCCGCAACAUGAAAUUCACCCCGAAGGCAAAGAUAUUGCUCGCUCUUACAAUACCGCUUUACCAAUGCCCACCCAACCCUCCGAUGGACUUGACUAUCAAGGCAAAAAUGAAGAUCGUGCAAAAAUGAUUGCGUCCCGAAUCACAACUCCCUCUGGAGUAGCCCUCUGGGCGCCUCAAGAAAAAGGAACAUUUGAAGUCUCGGAUGAAGAACGUGAAGCGAUGUAUCGUUAUCUGUAUCAGCGUGGUGCCCUCAGUUUUUGGCUCUCGGGGUUUAACGAUGUAACAAAAGAUAAGGCUGCCAACCGACUGGCAUAUGACUUCUGGGCACUAAAUACAAGGUCCAAAAUUCACGACGCACGAAAGAGGGAUAUCCUUGCUCCAAUAGAGCCUUCCUAUCCUUUUGGUGUAAAAAGACCUGGAAUCGACAAUGGCUAUUUUGAGCAAUUUAACCGCGAAAGUGUCGAUGUCGUUGACCUUCGCCGAACACCAAUUUCCGCUUUCAAAGGAGAUGGUAUCAUCACAGAGGAUAACACAUUCCGACAUCAUGACAUCAUCAUUCCUGCAAUUGGAUUCACCACAGUCAUCGAAAAUCUGAAAGCACUUGGAGUCACAGAUAUAAAUGGCGCUUCACUGGGAAAGCUCUGGGCAAACGGCAUACGCACCAAGCGAACAGAGCAAUCUACCCACAUGUAUCGAUAUGCAGGUUAG